Molecule: messenger RNA, 1137 nt
Organism: Didymodactylos carnosus
Lineage: Eukaryota; Metazoa; Rotifera; Eurotatoria; Philodinida; Philodinidae
Source: the annotation of a GenBank genome assembly
AUGAUGAAAUUUAUUCGCUCAAUUCAACAUCGUAUUGAUUCCAUAAACUAUCCGUUUGUGUUUAUGUGUUUGACUACCGCACGAAUUCUAAGUGCACUAUACAAUCCAAUUGAUGAUUGUGACGAAGUUUAUAAUUUUUAUGAACCACUUCAUAAAGUAUUAUAUGAUGAUCAACCAUCGUUUCAAACGUGGGAAUAUUCUCCUCAUUAUGCAAUGCGUUCAUAUGCCUAUUUAUUAUUGCAUGCAUUACCAUUAUAUCUCAUUCCAAUUACAUAUAAAAUUCCAUUCACGAUAAUUGAUUCCUAUUAUUAUGGUAAAUUAGUGAUUACGCCAUUUAAUCAUAUUAAAUACAAUAUAUUUUCCAAACACGGACCAACACUAUAUGGAACAGAACCGUGGACAUACUAUUUAACAAAUGGUAUAUUAAACUUCAAUAUUGUUUAUCCGCUUGCUUUUAUUGGACUUUUGAUUACAAAUGUUAUGCCAAGAUUAACAAAAAAAUUUCGAUCAGUUUUAAAGAAACAAAAGUUCAUUUUAUUAAAUGAUGUUCAAAUCCAAAAAACAUGUUUAUUAUUAGUUAUAUUCAUUGUACACGCAUUGUUAUCAUUAUCACGUACAAUUGCAAUUAUUAGAGGAUAUUCAGGAUCAAUGAGAUUAUUAAGAGAUGUCAAUACAACUGUUGAAUUUCAUCAGAAUCUAGAAUCACCUUUAAAUGUUUGUAUUGGAAAAGAUUGGUAUCGAUUUCCUAGUCAUUUUUUCUUACCUGAAAGAUAUCAAUUGCAAUUUAUCCGAUCAGAGUUUCGUGGACAAUUGCCUAAACAUUACAGUCGUUUAUCAAAUGCGACAAAAAUUAUUCAUAAUGAUUUAAAUGAUGAAAAUAAAGAAGAAAUAUCACAUUAUGUUGAUAUUACCAAUUGUCAAUAUAUUAUUGAUCACGAUAGUCCAGAAGAAACGAAACUGGAACCAAAUUAUGCCUACUAUCCUAACAUGAAACAAAUUAGUGCAACUAAAAUGAUUUUAUCAUCAAAAUCACAUGCCAUAUUUCGAGCAUUUUAUGUUCCAUUUUUAACUGAAAUGUAUACCAAGCAAACGUAUUUACAUUUGUUAAGAAACAAUCAGCAAGACGCGAAUGAAUGA